AGAAAAAAGCCCUGUGGUAACGUUGGGGAGGAUCGUUAGAGACAGCCGGCCAUCCAUCCUUCUUCCAUCCAUCCAUCGCCGCCGGGUGGUGCGAUGCAAUCCUUUUAAGUCAGUCGACGAGCGGAAGACAAGAGAAUCCAUAUUCUGCAAUCCUUUCGACCUGAUAAACGAGCGGCCGAUUCAGUCAUUAAGAGAUCGAAAAGAGAAAAAAAAAGGGUCGUCGUCGCGAAGAUGAAGAAGGAGAAAAAAGAAUAAAACGAAGACGCGUGUAGAUCAACCCCUGCGUGGGAUCCUGUGCGCUGGCGCAAGCGCCGAGCCAACAGUUGGGAGCAUCCAACAAACACGCACGUACAUACACACCACAGAUGAGAACGGCACGAACGGAGUAUUACUCAGGUCACUUUGAGCCAUUGCCCGGUUAUUUAGUGAGCGCUGCCAAAAGAGAAAGAACCAGAUCGAGUUGACGACAUUCAUCCGUGCGGAUCGAGCAUUAGGUUCACGCUCGACAGCCGAAGAGAUCAACUGGUGACGACGUCUAACACAUUCAAUUCAAUUGCUGAUUCUUGGAGUGUUUUCAGUGAGCUGCUGAGCCCCAUAUCAAGAUUCGCAACGGACCACUGCGUUGGUUUUCAUCUUUUACCGUUGUCUUUUCCUGCCAGACGAACAACAGUUGCGUGGAAAUCGGAUGAAACGUAUUGAACCACUUGGGGAGAAUGUCCAUCGAUUCAGGGAAGUGAAUCGGAAACAAACAUCGUCAACGACAUCCCGAUUCAAUUUAGAAUUAUAAAAAAGAUCGGUUUACAAAAGCACCAAAGAGGAAAAACAAGUGUGGCAAUCAAAUUCAUCGGUGCUGUGAACCAUGGCUAACGUAGCCCAACUCAUCCGUCGACAGAGUAGCCGUGAGCUGCUCCGAGUGCCCCUCGAUCGCCUAGAACUCCGUGAAUUGCAGCACCGAUUGUUGCCAACUCCUAGCGAUCAAGCGAAUGCUGGUCCGGCGCUCUACGGAACGACUAAUGCCGCCUUCGUGGAAGACGGCGGCGCCCCUUCAUCGUCGUCACCAUCCAUCAUCCAGCAGCAGCAUUUAAACUUGGGGUCGAGCGGUGCAUCUAAUACUGCGUCAUCAACCGCCCGCAAUCGUUUGACAAGUCUGGAUCGGAUCGACGAGAAGGAAGAACACAUCAACGGUGUCACCGGAGGAACUGCCGGUAUAAUAACAUCGUCGGAUGAUAAUAAAGGGGUGGACGUAGAAGGUGCAGCAAUUGUUGGUCAGACGCCAUCCGGAGCCGAUCCCUCUUCCGGCGACGAGCGUGAGAAUUGGGACAGCAAACUCUCGUUUCUUCUAGCCACUAUUGGCUAUGCUGUCGGUCUUGGCAAUGUCUGGAGGUUCCCUUAUUUGGCCCAGAAAAAUGGUGGAGGUGCUUUCCUCAUACCUUAUGCCAUCAUGCUGGCCGUGGAAGGACUGCCGAUCGUAUUUCUAGAGCUAGCUAUCGGCCAGCGUCUUCGCAAAGGAGCCAUCGGAGUCUGGGCUCAGAUUUCUCCUUACCUGGGUGGCAUUGGCAUAGCAUCCACCGUCGUCUCUUUCAACGUGGCCCUUUACUACAACACAAUUAUCGCUUGGUGUCUCUACUACCUCUUCCAGAGUUUCCAGUACCCGUUGCCGUGGUCCGAAUGCCCCAAAGAAUAUUUUGAGAACGGAUCGUACGCAAUCAACAUGGAAUGCAAACAGAGCAGCCCGACGCAGUACUUUUGGUACAGGGAGACUCUAGACAUAUCGCCUGAUAUCAACACACCACAGAGUUUCAACUGGAAAAUUACCCUGUGCCUGUUUAUCGCCUGGCUAAUGGCUUACCUAUGCAUGGCCAAAGGGAUUGCCUCUUCCGGAAAAGUCGUUUACAUUACGGCCACAUUCCCCUACAUUGUUUUGAUCAUCUUUUUCGUUCGAGGAAUGACGCUGCACGGAAUGGCUGACGGAUUGGCUCACUUAUUCACUCCAAAGUGGGAAAAGUUAGCCGAUCCCGUCGUCUGGCUUGAAGCUGGGACGCAGAUUUUCUUUUCUCUCGGCCUGGCGUUUGGCGGAUUGAUCGCAUUCUCGUCGUACAAUCCAGUCAGUAACCAUUGCUACCGCGACGCCAUCCUCGUUUCCCUCACCAACUUUUUCACUUCCAUGUUUGCGGCAGUCGUCAUCUUUUCCGUGAUUGGAUUCAAAGCGAGAAUGACGUACGAGAACUGUUUAGAGACUCGAAAUCAAACCCUGGGCCGGCUCUUCGAUACCACCGUCAUCGGAGUAAGCGAUUUGGCCGGCGACACCAUGGGGUCGGACGGGCGACAUCUCAGCGCCGUACUGCAAGAACUACCCGUCUGCGAUCUCCAGCAAGAGCUCGACAAUACGGCAUCGGGUACCGGCUUGGCUUUCAUCAUUUGCACAGAGGCUGUCAAUCAAUUUCCAUUGGCCCCUCUAUGGUCCGUCCUGUUUUUCUUGAUGCUGCUCACCCUGGGUAUCGAUUCCCAAUUCGGCACACUCGAGGGCGUCAUCACGUCCAUUGUGGACCUCAAGAUUUUCCCACGUGUGCGUAAGGAGAUACUCACAGCUACCUUGUGCGGUUUCUGUUGCGUCCUCUCCAUCAUUUUCACCCACGGCGCCGGCAAUUACAUAUUCACGCUGUUCGACGAUUUCAGCGGAAAUGUCCCUUUGCUCAUUAUCGCAUUCUUCGAGUGUAUUGCCGUUUCCUAUUUCUACGGUCUUGAUCGAUUUGCUAACGACAUCGAACUGAUGACCGGCUCCCGCCCCGGUAUUUACUGGAUGAUUUGCUGGAAAUAUCUCUCUCCUUUGACCAUGUUGAUCAUCGUCAUUGCAAGUUUUGCCAAAAUCAUUGUCGAAGGCAGCGGAUAUCUGGCGUGGGUGGCCGAGGCAGGAACCACUCGUCACUUGGAUUGGCCACCAUGGGCUCAGGUGCUCAUUGCUGUCCUCGUUUUGGUAUCUGCCCUUUGGAUUCCGGGCAUUGCCAUCGCCAGAAUGUUUGGAUGUCAACCACUAGCUGAUGAACCGCCGGCCUGGUUUCCGGCCGACGAGCUACGUGAAUUCCGCAAAUUGACGGACGUUCACCAUCAACCAUCGACCAUGGAGAAAUUGCUGUUUUGCAUCCACGACGACGGCACCGAAGGCUUGUGUUUUCCGACGUCAUCGUCCGCGCAGUCGAAAGCUAACAGCCCGUGACAAAAAUCCAAUGAAUGUAAAUCACUUCCGUUCCAUCAUCUCCGGUCGUUUUUUUUUCUUUCUUUUUAACAUUUCCCCCCCAAUCUUAACCCCAUGUCUCUUUGUCUGCUUCCUCUUCUAAAAAUGAGCUCCUCGAAUUCAGGCUGCUGAAAACGAAAUCGAAUGGCUGUCUUCAAUUCUUUCUUGUAAACAAAAAAAUCGAUGCCCCAUUGUUUUUCAGCGGGCGGAAUCCGGUCCUACGUUAUAUUAUCGCGUGUGCGCAAGCAAGUGAAGCGUUAAGUCAUUUAUAGCUGACAUCGCCAUCUGCAUUCACACCGUGUACAUACAGCACGAAGAUCGUGCUGUUGUCAUCUAAAGGCAAAUAAUGAACAAAGGACUAGAUUAAUGUUCUGGAAAGGCUUUUCCUUCUUCCUUUUUCUCUCCAGCAAUUUUCUAGUGGAUCGAUUCACCAACUUCAUUUCUAUUACUUUAGUACCUCUUAUCUUUUCUUAUGAUUCAUUCGCUCACCGGUGACUGCCCAAUGUAACUAACUCGGUUAACUCGGUGCAAUUAAUUAGACAUUGAUCGACCGUCGGUCCUUUACCGCUCGCUUAGCAACGUCGAGAGAAAACGCCACGGUCCCGGAGUCGACGUGUCGGCAAUUAUUUCCUUUCCCCUAAGAACGUUGAAAGAAACGAGAAAGAAUGAGCUGUUGCUGUUGCUGUGAUGUGUCUCUCUUUCAUAAUACUCUCCUUCGCUAUUAUAGGAGGAUCUGUCGUUGGCGAUCUCUUUUUUUUUUGUAACUCAGUGUGUGCAGUGUGUGUUCUAUCAUUUGUUAGCUGGCGAUCGACCAUUAACAUUAAGUUGACGCAUCCUAACAACGGUUUAACUUAUACUUGGUUGAUACUACUAGCUCUUUGUUUUCCAUCUUUGUCUUUCCGACUCGUGUUAUAUUCUACUCUUAGACCAAUCAUUUCAAUUGUCCUAUUAUCAACAUUCAAUGCGAAAUCGAUAAUUCCGCACAAAAAGCAGAAUCUCCUAAAUUUUCCUUUUGACCUUGUUGGCGGGUUUCAUCCAGCUCCGAAAAAUCGAAGCAAAUGAAAUACAAUUUAUGGUAGUAUUAAACAAGUUUAAUGCCUUUUGGUUCAUGUUGUGGUUUCGCUGAUGGUGAAUUUGUUGAGGUUUUUUUUACGGGUCUUUGGCUUCUGUGCAAGAUGCUCUUUCACUGUAUCAUAAACUCGCAUCUAUUUAUUAUUCCAUUUCAGUAGUUCCAUCCAUGGGAUGGGAGUUGACUCUCGGGUGCAGUCUCCAUAAUACCCUUAAUAUCCUAUCAAAUCUAGUACAUAGCCUACAUGAUGGACGAUGUCUCUAUUCGUUGUAAUAAAUAGCCGAUAAAUAGUUGUCUCGUGGUAUUCGGGUCGAUAUUGUAAGCUUCCUUGUGGCGCAAGUUCCCGCACGCUAAAUUACGUUUAUAUCCACUGUGUAGUUACUUCACUGGUCGAAAUUCCUAACGUAUUUCAAAGUUCACUUCUUAAUAGUCUCUCUCUUAGUUUGGCCACCACUCUCGUAGUCCAUUGCUCAUAGACCUUCUGACCUGUCGAAUCGCAACUAGAAUCAACUCCUGGCGGGAGCAAUAUAAUACCAUUGAUAUAA
Messenger RNA from Daphnia pulex (common water flea), 4846 nucleotides. Its product is annotated as sodium- and chloride-dependent transporter XTRP3-like. The record is from RefSeq and is a predicted model, not a curated record. The transcript is spliced from 14 exons. NCBI's taxonomy places the organism in Eukaryota, Metazoa, Arthropoda, Branchiopoda, Diplostraca, Daphniidae. Gene Ontology annotation, biological process: sodium ion transmembrane transport. Gene Ontology annotation, cellular component: plasma membrane. The coding region runs from base 860 to 3214 and encodes 784 amino acids.